Messenger RNA from Radiomyces spectabilis, 1518 nucleotides. RefSeq lists its product as uncharacterized. Gene Ontology annotation, molecular function: protein tyrosine/serine/threonine phosphatase activity. The coding region runs from base 1 to 1518 and encodes 505 amino acids. The record is from RefSeq and is a predicted model, not a curated record. Gene Ontology annotation, biological process: protein dephosphorylation. The transcript is spliced from 9 exons. Lineage: Eukaryota; Fungi; Mucoromycota; Mucoromycetes; Mucorales; Radiomycetaceae.
AUGGAGCGGUUGUGCUUCUUUUUCAGUAAACGAGAUCUAGCCGAACUUCAACUGGAACACGAACUUGUCAAUGAACAGAUUAAGGGUCACCGCCUACGUAUCGUUCAUAUCAUUCACGAACUAGGAAGCAAAGUCCCUCUCGUUGUAUUUAUUCAUGGACUAGGCGGACAGGUAGCACAGUGGGAGCGUCAGAUAAAGUAUUUCUCACAAACCGCGCAUGUGUUGGCCGUCGAUCUAUUGGGUUGUGGCAAGAGCGAGGUAGAAUCAAGUUGGCACUCAUACACCACAGCGUCUCUGGUAGACGACAUCAAAUCAUUACUUUUAGAUCGCUACCACUAUCCUUCCACUGUCAUCGUUGCUCACUCUUACGGAUGUUCAAUUGCCACCUAUGUCGCCUCAUCACCAGAAGUUCAGAAAAGUCUCAAAGCCCUCGUUUUAAUAUCGCCAAAGGAAGGAUUGUCACAAGCACACAAGGAAAAUGUUAAACGACUUCGCUGGAUUCCAAACUCUCUGUUUGACUUUGCGAGAGUGGCAGAUCGUAAAGGUGGACUCUACAGCAAAAGUGUCGAACGAUUUCUGGGAUUACAUGCAGAAGAUCAAUAUCGCAGAUGGCAAUUGCGAUGGAACUUGCAGAGUCGGACCUCGGUUUACAAGCGGUUCGUCCAUGGUGCGACUUUUCCCGAUGUCAGCAUAUACCAAAAGAUCAAAGUGGGCGUGUUAUUAAUAGGUGGCAGUGAGGACAAAAUAACGCCGCCCAAUGAUAUGAAUAUUAUCCGCAACCAUUUAUUAGGGCUGGACCCCAGUGAAACAGAGUGGAGCAAUAUUGAUCAGGCAGAAAACUUGCGUGUGCCAGUACCUUAUGUGAUUCCCGAUGUGAGCCAUAUGCCUAUGGUGGUCAAACCAGAAUUAGUCAAUCCUGUCAUGUCGGAUUUUCUGAUCAAGAAUUGCGGACUCCACACACUGAGCGGAGCUUGGCAAGUGCUGAAUCGUACCAAGGGUGAGAAUAAAUGGGAUCUCAAAAAUUAUGAAAAGUGGGCACGUACGCCUAAUAUUACAGCGAUUCCUAUUGGCCCUUCUCAGUUCCGCGCCAUGAAAGUGAUGCGUCAAACCGAUCCUCAUCAUUGUCCCUCUGCUUUUCUCGCGAAAUACCCUGAAAUCGGCUUUAUUAUCGAUAUCUCCAAUGAUUCACCGCCUUACCGAACCACUGAUUUCGAAAACUCGCGGAUUGAAUAUAUCAAAAUAAGGACCGUGUCGAAAAUUCCACCAACCCGAGAAGACGUCGAACGAUUUAUUGCCACCGUCGACGCGUGUAGAGAGAAACGGCCGGAUAUGCAAAUUGCUGUGCAUUGUCAUUACGGAUUUAAUCGAACGGGAUUCUUUAUUUGCUGUUACAUGAUUGAACGACUCGGCGUCUCAGUUCCUGAUGCGAUCCGCUAUUUUGCUGAAGCGCGAGCACCAGGUAUACGUCAUUUGCAUUUUAUAGAUGAGCUGUAUCUACGCUAUGUAUUACAUAAAUGA